Molecule: messenger RNA, 1773 nt
Organism: Sporisorium graminicola
Lineage: Eukaryota; Fungi; Basidiomycota; Ustilaginomycetes; Ustilaginales; Ustilaginaceae
Exons: 1
Coding region: 1-1773 (590 amino acids)
Biological process (GO): glycine biosynthetic process; L-threonine catabolic process
Cellular component (GO): cytosol
Molecular function (GO): L-allo-threonine aldolase activity
Source: RefSeq, a predicted model, not a curated record
AUGACGACCUCAUCGUACCCACUUCAGCCCUCUGAGCCCGUCGACCCGGUUCACGGUCCUUCCAAGACGCAGAAACCCCUCAACGUCCGAGCCAACGGUCACGGAGCCACCACGACUACAGACGCCUCCUCCCGCCAGCGCAACAAGACGGCACCCCUCCUCCCGGUUGAUCCGCUGAAGGGCAAGAUCGACAAUGUCCGAAAACUCCAGCUGCUCGCAAGAGACUUUCGCUCCGACACCAUCACCGCGCCUACAGAGUCCAUGAUCCGAGCCAUGGCCGAGGCCUCCCGCGGCGACGACGUCUAUGGCGAAGACGAGACCACCAACUCGUUCCAAGCUGAAAUUGCCGCGCUCACGGGCAAGGAGUCGGCCAUCUACGUCCCCUCUGGAACGCUGUCCAACCAGCUCGCGCUGCGAACGCACCUCCACCAGCCUCCGCACACUGUGCUGUGCGACACGCGCUCGCACAUCCACCGCUACGAGGCGGGUGGCAUCGCGUUCCACUGCGGAGCAUCCACCGAGCUGGUCGCACCCUCCAACGGACACCAUUUGCGAUGGGACGAAGACAUCAAGCCCAACCUCACCCUCAGCGAUGACAUUCACUUUUCGCCCACGCGCAUCAUCUCGCUCGAGAACACGCUCAAUGGCACCAUCUUCCCGCAGGACGAGAUCGUCAAGAUCUCCACCGAGGCUCGCAAGUUGGGUCUCGUCAUGCAUCUGGAUGGAGCUCGUAUCUGGAAUGUCGCUGCUGAAACCGGUCUCUCGCUCAAAGAGCUGUGCGACCCGUUCGACACUGUCUCGCUCUGCCUGAGCAAGGGCCUGGGCGCUCCGAUCGGAAGCAUCCUCGUGGGACCAUCGCAGUUCAUUAAAAAGGCUCGUCACUUCCGAAAGCUCUACGGUGCCGGCGUGCGACAGGUGGGGCCGCUCGUUGCAGCGGCGCGUGUCGGGGUGCUGGAGAACUAUCCCAAGCUGGCGGGGACGCAUCAGUUGGCGCGCUACGCGGGCGAGGAGUUGGAAAAGCUCGGCGUCAGGUUGACCGCUCCCGUAGAGACGAGCAUGGUGUUCCUCGAUACGUCGUCGAUCGACAUUCCGAUUCCCGAGUUGGUUGGCCGUGCGGCUGCGUUGCCCACGCCGAUCAGGCUGGGAGGUGGACGAAUGGUGAUUCACUACCAGGUUGAGAAGGCGGCUAUUGAUGAGUUGCUCGAGUUGAUCCGCAAGAUGAAGCAGGAGAAGAAGGAUGGGACCGGUCCGGCGACGAGGGUUGUCGAAGGCGGAGCGGGCCUCUACUCGAGCAGUAUGGCUGGUGGAAAGUCAGCUUCUGCUGGCACUGGUUCGCAGGCCACUGGCGGACACCAACGUUCGUCCAGCGUCGAUCGCGGUGUGGUCUUCCAAACCAUCGGUACAUCCUCGCGCAAGUCGUCCGACGAGAUGCGCCACAGCGUCUCGCUCGUCCUGCCCUUCCCCGACCGCGAAUCCGCCCAGACGCUCCAGCAAUCCAUCUCCGUCGACAAGGAACUCAAGCCCAAAGAAGUGCGCAAAGAGCUCACCAUCCUCAACCCCAACUCGAGCGCUUCCACCGUCGAGCUGGGCGUCAAGAUCUUUGCCACCACAGUGAGGCAGCUGCGUCUCAGCGUCAAUGCCUUCCUCGAAGACGCCAGCUUGAUCUGCCAGACCAUGGCCCACUUUGAUCCGCUCCAGAGACAGAUUGAUGAGGCCAAGAAGAUCCAAUUGGAGAAGGAGCUCGAGCAGGGCUCCGUCGGCAUCGCCGGUUAA